CCCUUAUUUUGAAAAUGUGUUCGCCACCCGGAAGUACAUGCGAUUCUGUACUUGCACUGUUCAGACGGCAACGUUCACCUGCAUUAAUGUCUACUUUGGCUGGAGUGAUGUCAAAGUUUCGGCUGGCCGUGGUGCAGCUGCACGUGACCAAAGUCAAGGCAGACAACCUGUCCCGUGCCCGGAGGCUCAUAAAGGAGGCAGCGGGACAAGGGAGCAAAGUGGUGGUCCUGCCGGAGUGCUUCAACUCUCCCUAUGGAACCAGCUUCUUCCCUGAGUAUGCAGAGAGGAUCCCAGGGGAAUCCACCCAGCUGCUGUCCGAGGCAGCGAAGGAGAAUAAUGUGUACCUCGUGGGAGGAUCCAUCCCUGAAGAGGACGGCGGCAAGUUGUAUAACAGCUGUCCCGUGUUUGGCCCCGAUGGACAGCUGAUGCUUAAACACAGGAAGAUUCACCUUUUUGACAUCGAUGUUCCAGGGAAAAUCCGCUUCCAGGAGUCGGAGACGCUGAGCCCAGGGAGCAGCCUGUCAGUGUUUGAAACACCUUUCUGUAAGAUCGGCGUCGGGAUCUGCUACGACAUGAGGUUUGCCGAGCUCGCACAGCUCUACAGCAGAAAAGGCUGUCAGCUGUUGGUUUACCCCGGGGCCUUCAACAUGACGACGGGCCCGGCCCACUGGGAGCUGCUGCAGAGAGGAAGGGCCCUCGACAACCAGGUGUACGUGGCCACGGCAUCACCUGCACGAGAUGAAACGGCCUCCUACGUCGCCUGGGGCCACAGCACCAUCGUAAACCCGUGGGGAGAAGUUAUUGCCAAAGCCGGAUCAGAGGAGGCUGUUGUUUAUGCUGAUAUUGACCUGCAGUAUUUAUCUGACGUCCGGCAGCAGAUCCCGAUCACAGCCCAGCGUCGACACGACCUCUACUCGGUGAAAGCUGAGCAGGAGAGCUGAGGUGAACCCCUGCGGCCUCGAGACACUGAGACGUGCAAAGACAAACUAUGCAACAAGAUCUCAGCUGCAGCAAGCACAAAGCCCAAGAGUUGUAACCGUGGAAACGAGAUGCAGUCGGAAUCCUCACUAAUUGACUGUGAUUUGAGCGUCCUGACGGCGCACACUUUGUAAGGAUCAAACUGUUGUCAUCAAGUUGAUCUGAGUGGAAAUGUGUUAUAUGGAAUUUAUUUUUGUAAAGUGUUAACCAUAAUAAAAACAUUAAAAGAAAAAAAAAAACAACUAUUUUAGUGGAAUCACAUUCACCUUGGAAAAGACGUAAUAAUUGUUUUUUGUUAUUUUGUCUUUCAUUAAUUUUGCUGAAUCUUGACUCAUGAAAAACUCAUUAUUGGUUGUGGCUUCAUAAUUUUCUUUAAGAUAUAAAAUAUAAUUUGGAUUCUUAUUGUGACAUUUUCUGUCAUGAUUUAAAAAAAAAAAAAAAAAAAAAAAAAAAAAAAUCCCAGCAAUAUUGCCAAGCAGACAUCCCUCACAAAAAGAGAGAAAUGAAAUCCCCAGGAAUGGGGCUCUGUGUCUUUAUUAGUGCUUAAGACAGAACAACUCCACCCUGUCAGAGGAACGGAAAG
Molecule: messenger RNA, 1561 nt
Organism: Myripristis murdjan (pinecone soldierfish)
Lineage: Eukaryota; Metazoa; Chordata; Actinopteri; Holocentriformes; Holocentridae
Gene: nit2
Product: nitrilase family, member 2
Exons: 10
Coding region: 15-941 (308 amino acids)
Biological process (GO): oxaloacetate metabolic process; L-glutamine metabolic process
Cellular component (GO): mitochondrion
Molecular function (GO): omega-amidase activity
Source: RefSeq, a predicted model, not a curated record